AUGCAAAAGAUCGAGAAGGACUCUUCUCCACGAACCCCCCAAGCGCACGAGGAUGUCCAGACAACUGAUGUAGUGAUCCGCUCAGAUGCGGCAUGGCGGCAAGAAGAUAGAAAAGCGGGACUGGCAUGGACAAUGCAGACGACAUCGGUCAUCCUCCGAAUGAAGCAAUCUAGUGGACAUGUAGCUUCCCCACUAAUGGCAGAAAGCCUUGCCUUACGCGAAGCGGUACUCUUCUGCAGGAACAAAGGUUUCGCAUCCAUCCGGUUUGAAUCGGACUCCGCCCAACUGAUCAAUGCCAUCAAGAAAAAUGAGGCAAUAUCUGAACUGCAUGGAGUCCUCUCUGACAUAAGGAAGCUGAGCUCCUCAGUUUCUCCAUCAUGCUCCUUCAAUUGGAUCUCGAGAACUCAAAAUGUUGUUUGUGACUCUUUAGCUAAAGAAGCAUUAUGUUUGGUUGAGACAUUUAUGCCAACCACCUAA
Messenger RNA from Brassica oleracea var. oleracea, 477 nucleotides. RefSeq lists its product as uncharacterized. The record is from RefSeq and is a predicted model, not a curated record. Gene Ontology annotation, molecular function: nucleic acid binding; RNA-DNA hybrid ribonuclease activity. NCBI's taxonomy places the organism in Eukaryota, Viridiplantae, Streptophyta, Magnoliopsida, Brassicales, Brassicaceae. The transcript has a single exon. Bases 1 to 477 code for a protein of 158 amino acids.